AUGGCUCGCCGCAGACUAAUAAGAAAGCAGCCGCUAUGGGAACGCAUAACUUCAUAUCCCUUUGAUCUUCUCCUUUCCAUCAACGAAGCAAGACUCUCAAUUGACUGGGAUAGCUAUGUACCACAGUCUCUUCCCAUAGGAACAGCUGUAUGUUACUUUUUUAUGGUUCUUUGUAAAGUCUCGAACCAUUACCAGUCGUCAAAUAAUAGACGUGACAAUUCUGUUUUCAAAACUGAUCUUCUUACCUACCAGCUGGUCAUGGCUCGAGCAGUUCAUGGCAACUUUGGUGCUAGCGACUCCAGCACAGCAAAUGACUUCACAGGGUCAUUCAUGCCCAAGCGUGCUGCCAGCGGAAACUUGUUGUGGGUGCUCAAUUUCUUGUUGGGGGCCAUUGUGAUGUUUUCUAUCAUCAAUGUAGUCACUGUAGUGUACUCUGUGAGAAGCUACUCUUUGCUCAAUCUGUCCACCAGACUUCCUAAGCCCAAAGGAUCCAAUGUGGUGAAACAAAACUUGGCGCAUGGGCCACAAAAAGGCAUUUUCCUGGGCAUUCUUGCUUAUUUCGAGGAGCACCUGUUUUACGAAACUGAGCUGGAAACAGAGGAUUCUCACUUGGACCCUUCUCCCGACCAAUACAUAGAAAAGCCUAUUUGGGUUCUCAAAGUAUGGGACCCGAGUCCCUUCUCGCUAUACCUCUCGUGCUCGCUUUCUCCCGUUGUUUUGGCUGCUAUUUGGCUCAUAUCGUCCUCUGUAUCCUUUUGGAAGAUCAUUGUUAUUGUCACCUUGUUCAAUCUCUCCGCUUUUUACGUGGUUCACAAGUUCUUCCAACUCGUUUCGGAUAAGCAAAUUGUUUACCAAGAAACAUUCAAUGAGUACAACCGCAAGUAUGUCAUACCAAAGACUUGUGUCUUACAAAAGAAUGCUAUCGUUGACGCAACCUGUGGACCAAUGGCUCUUCCUGAAGAUAUUGUGCACGAUGAUGUGGUCGGACAUUUGCAAGACGAAAAUGUUUUUGUGACUCAUGAUCUUAACGGCAGGCGCCAUAAAACUGUUCGGGCUGACAUCCUCGCCAGAGCCAACAUCGAGAACAGAUCUCCUUCGCCAUCAAAGAGAACAGACUCUUUUGCAUCUGGCCCAUUGCCCAGAAGAUAUCCAGCGGAUAAUAGUCAUAUGAUGUAUAACGACAGCCUAACACCUUACGUCAAGAUCGCACAAUCAACUCCAUAUAGGAAACACAACGAGUCCUACAGAAAUGAUACCUUUUCGCGGGGCUAUGAUACCUUUUCAAAAGGCUACGACUCUUUCUCAAGACAAUCAUCACAAAUGCAGUCUCCACUACGUUCGCCCACCAGAUUCCCAUAUGGAACAAAUUUAUCUUUCGACCAGAGAACGCAGCUUUCUCCAAGCAGGUCUAGUAGACAGCUGUCACCACAAAGAAGUCCGUCACCAUCGAAAAGGCCGUGGCAUUGA
Messenger RNA from Australozyma saopauloensis, 1467 nucleotides. RefSeq lists its product as uncharacterized. The coding region runs from base 1 to 1467 and encodes 488 amino acids. NCBI's taxonomy places the organism in Eukaryota, Fungi, Ascomycota, Pichiomycetes, Serinales, Metschnikowiaceae. The record is from RefSeq and is a predicted model, not a curated record. The transcript has a single exon. Gene Ontology annotation, biological process: regulation of exit from mitosis; maintenance of rDNA.